GUGCGCGCUCCCGACACCAGCGGGCGCGCUUCGGGCGGAGACGCGACGCCGGCGGGGGCCGGGCGGGAGUUCUGCUCCCGGAAAGGAGCGGAGCCUCCAGGAAGCCGGGGGACUCCUCGCCGCCGUGGCCGGGAUGCCGCCCGCUCGCGGAGCCCCGCUCCCGGGAGCCCCGGCCUGCCGAGCAGGAGGGCUCUAACUCCUUGAGGACCCCAACAUUGUUUCUGUAAUUGUGUGUGAGAAGGACUGACUCCCAGAACAUUGCUUGGUCGCUCACCUUUCAGUAUGGGGAGGAUCGGCAUCUCGUGUCUUUUUCCUGCUUCUUGGCAUUUUAGCAUCUCUCCAGUGGGGUGUCCUCGAAUUCUGAAUACCAAUUUACGCCAAAUUAUUGUCAUUAGUGUCCUGGCUGCUGCUGUUUCACUUUUAUACUUUUCUGUUGUCAUAAUCCGAAAUAAGUAUGGGCGGCUAUCCAGAGACAAGAAAUUUCAAAGGUACUUGGCACGAGUUACUGACAUCGAAGCUACAGACACCAAUAACCCCAAUGUGAACUACGGGAUCGUGGUGGACUGUGGCAGCAGUGGGUCUCGAGUAUUUGUCUACUGCUGGCCAAGGCAUAACGGCAAUCCGCAUGAUCUGCUGGAUAUCAGGCAAAUGAGGGAUAAAAACCGAAAGCCAGUGGUCAUGAAAAUAAAACCUGGCAUUUCAGAAUUUGCUACCUCUCCAGAGAAAGUCAGUGAUUACAUUUCUCCACUUUUGAACUUUGCUGCAGAACAUGUGCCACGGGCAAAACACAAAGAGACACCGCUCUACAUUCUCUGCACAGCUGGAAUGAGAAUCCUUCCGGAAAGCCAGCAGAAGGCCAUUCUGGAAGAUCUUCUGACCGAUAUCCCCGUGCACUUUGACUUUCUGUUUUCUGACUCUCAUGCAGAAGUAAUUUCAGGGAAACAGGAAGGUGUCUAUGCUUGGAUUGGCAUUAAUUUUGUACUUGGACGAUUUGAGCAUAUUGAAGAUGAUGAUGAGGCAGUUGUGGAAGUUAACAUUCCUGGUAGCGAAAGCAGCGAAGCCAUUGUCCGUAAAAGAACAGCGGGCAUUCUUGACAUGGGAGGCGUGUCAACUCAGAUAGCAUACGAAGUCCCCAAAACUGUAAGCUUUGCCUCCUCACAGCAGGAGGAAGUAGCUAAGAACUUGCUAGCCGAAUUUAACUUGGGAUGUGAUGUUCACCAAACUGAGCAUGUGUACCGAGUCUAUGUGGCCACAUUCCUUGGAUUUGGUGGCAAUGCUGCUCGACAGAGAUACGAAGACAGAAUAUUUGCCAACACAGUUCAAAAAAACAGGCUCCUGGGUAAACAGACUGGUCUGACGCCUGAUGCUCCAUACCUGGAUCCCUGCCUACCCCUAGACAUUAAAGAUGAAAUCCAGCAAAACGGACAGACCAUAUACCUACGAGGGACUGGAGACUUUGACCUUUGUCGAGAGACUAUCCAGCCAUUCAUGAAUAAAACAAACGAGACACAGACUUCCCUCAAUGGGGUCUACCAGCCCCCAAUUCAUUUCCAGAACAGUGAAUUCUAUGGCUUUUCUGAAUUCUACUACUGCACCGAGGAUGUGUUACGCAUGGGGGGAGACUAUAUUGCUGCUAAAUUUACUAAAGCUGCAAAGGAUUAUUGUGCAACAAAGUGGUCAAUCUUACGGGAACGCUUUGACCGAGGACUGUAUGCCUCUCACGCUGACCUCCAUAGGCUUAAGUAUCAGUGCUUCAAAUCCGCCUGGAUGUUUGAAGUGUUCCAUAGGGGCUUUUCGUUUCCUGUCAACUAUAAAAACUUAAAGACUGCCUUGCAAGUUUACGACAAGGAGGUUCAGUGGACCCUGGGAGCAAUCCUUUACAGGACCCGCUUUUUACCCUUAAGAGACAUCCAGCAGGAGGCUUUCCGGGCCAGUCACGCUCACUGGCGGGGCGUCUCCUUUGUCUACAAUCACUACCUGUUCUCUGGCUGCUUCCUGGUGGUCCUGCUGGCCAUCCUGCUCUACCUGCUGCGGCUCCGGCGCAUCCACAAGCGCACUGUGCGCCCCGGCUCUGCCGCCGCGCUCUGGAUGGAGGAAGGCCUCCCCUCCCAGAAGGCCGCCGGCGCCUUAUGAACCACAGUUAGAUGCUCCAGGAAGACUCUCAAGGAAAAGCCAUUUUUGCCUCAGGGUUUCUCCUCUUUAUUUUCCUAUGGUUUUGUUUUUUCUUUCCCUUUUUGUUCCUUAAAACAAAAGCAAAAUCUGAUGUUUGUAAGCCUUGCUGUCCAUUUAGCUGUUUGAUUGCAGCUUUAAAUUAAGGAACAGGGAAAAGGGAAAUUCACUUGAUUUUUGCAGCGUGGGACAUCUGCCAAAAACUAACACGAUUUUGGGGUUUUCUUUAAGGUACGUUAAAUUUUAAAUAAUGCACUUUGAUAUCGUAGGGAUGUGGAAGUGGUGCAUUCUGUCUGUGGAGACAGGACAGAAGAGUGAUGCUUUAAGAGAACCAAAAAACGUAUUGACUGAAAUUAUAAUCUUUUUCCUCUAUCUUGAAAGCUCUAAACUAAAGAGGGUGAUGUUUA
Messenger RNA from Propithecus coquereli (Coquerel's sifaka), 2576 nucleotides. It is a transcript of the gene ENTPD4, whose product is annotated as ectonucleoside triphosphate diphosphohydrolase 4. The record is from RefSeq and is a predicted model, not a curated record. Gene Ontology annotation, biological process: nucleoside diphosphate catabolic process. Gene Ontology annotation, molecular function: nucleoside diphosphate phosphatase activity. Gene Ontology annotation, cellular component: membrane. Bases 283 to 2133 code for a protein of 616 amino acids. Lineage: Eukaryota; Metazoa; Chordata; Mammalia; Primates; Indriidae. The transcript is spliced from 13 exons.